AUGUCGUUCAUGGGAACAUCAUGCCCACUACCGUUCUUGAGUAGAGAUAACUACACCUCGGGAGGGGGAUACCUCGGAGGCCGCUUUUGCAGCGAUGAAUGUUGUUUACCUUGUCCUCUGACGGAGCUGAUUUACUCUGAUAACUUUCCUACCCAUGAACUAGUCGCCGGCUGGCUCAGCGUUGUCAGCUUAAUCGCCAGUGUAUUUCUGCUCUUGACUUUUGCGGUCCUAGCCCCUGAGAAGAGUCAUCGUCACUAUCUCAGUGUAGGCCUUACCAUCGCAAACGUCAUCCUACAGUUGGCCAUCAUCGUUCCACUAGGAGCGAAACCCUCCAUGUGCUACGAUGACAUUACACCUAACGACAUGUAUUCGGAUUUGCCGUGCGCCUUUUCUGGAGCCUUUCUCUUAUGGGGCGGCAUGGCAUGUGUCUGCUGGGUCCUGUCACGUUCGCUCUGGACCAACCUGAGAGUGUGCUGGAAUAUACCGGAUACUCGAGCCUUCCUAGUUGCUUCUCAAAUCUUCUGCUGGGGUGUCCCUACAAUACUUACUGCGGUCUGCAUGAAAUACACCGGUGUCUCAUACCGCCUGACGAUCAUUUGUCUACCCAAUGACAAACACACCUUCACAACAUAUUUCGGGUGGAUGAUUGCCUUUGCCAGUCUGGCUUUCGCUCUGCAGAUAAUAACCAGCUUCUACUGUCUUUACAUCUACCUGAUGAACUUGUGGAAGACCAGCUCGUCAUCAGCAUCGCGUAACACAGGCACUUCGAGCGAACUUCCUACCAGCGCAACCACCGCUAAGAGCACGUGGGACAAGCCUUGGAAGGCUAAUCGCCAACAGGCAUGGGCUCGAGUCCGCAGAAUAUUCAUUCUGCAAUGGCGUAACAUCUCGCUCUGUCUGUUCUCUAUUGCAGUUGUUGCUAUGCUUUCAGGUGUAUUUGUGGAUCUCAACACAUCUCUGGCAAGAGACAAGGCGCGUGGUUUCCGCGCAAAGGAAAUUGCAGGUUGGGCUGCUUGUCUUGUCAUCACUCAGGACAAGAAUAAGUGUCUGCCAUUGGCCAAACAGCUUGGAAUCACAGAGGCUGCUGUCUCGGCAAGUUUGAUAGUUUGUGCACUUACCGGCCUCAAUACUUUUGCAUUACUCAUGCGGUGGGGCACUUUAGUUGCAUGGUGGGAGUUGAUCCGCGGUAGCAGAAGGAGAAGAGACAGCGAAGACUUUCUCAACGCCGAGCCACGUCGCAUCACAUUUGAUCAACCUCUGGAGUCCGAAACGAACAAGAACGAUAUAUCGCCUCUUGACAGUCCAGCGUCAGAGUUCUUCCCCGGCCGAGGACCUGAAUCAAACCACCAUCGAUACAGCGACUCGCUUGGCGGUGGAUCCACGAUCCAACACAGAUUAGAUUCUGACGCAUCAGCACGUCAACAGGGGAGGGCCUCGAUGUUCAUCGAGCAUGCUGAUGAGUUUCAGGAGAAGCAGAUGUCGGAAAAGUCUCCACCCGGUAGAGCUUUGUAG
Molecule: messenger RNA, 1512 nt
Organism: Aureobasidium pullulans EXF-150
Lineage: Eukaryota; Fungi; Ascomycota; Dothideomycetes; Dothideales; Saccotheciaceae
Exons: 5
Coding region: 1-1512 (503 amino acids)
Biological process (GO): cell surface receptor signaling pathway; G protein-coupled receptor signaling pathway
Cellular component (GO): membrane
Molecular function (GO): G protein-coupled receptor activity
Source: RefSeq, a predicted model, not a curated record